UCUGGUGUUGGGGGUAGUGGUGUUGGUGGUGGUGGUGGUGAAGGAGGAAGAUGUGUUCAAUUGAUUUCAGCCAUGACAAAAUGAACCAGAACCACCAAGAAAAAAAAAAAAAGGUCUGUAUAUAAAGUGAACCCUUUGAUUCGUUUUUUGCUCAGCAGUUCUUCACAGUAGGGAGUAGAGAGAACGAAAGAAAAGUUAGCGUAGCGGGUCCAUGGAAUCGGCCGUAGCAAAACUGUAUAUCCGGAUGAAGCCAUUUUUGGCAGUAACUUUAUUACAAUCUAUCUAUGCAGGGAUGGAAAUAAUUUUUAAGUUUGCUCUAAACGAGGGGAUGAACCAACAUGUAUUGAUAGUCUACCGGUAUGCAGUUGCUACUGUUGUCACUGCAGCAUUUGCUACUGUCUUGGAUAGGAAAGUAAGGCCCAAGUUGACCUUCUCUCUCUUUGCUAAGAUCUUUUUUCUCGGCUUAUUGGAGCCUGUAAUCGACCAGAACUUGUACUAUACUGGGAUGAAGUAUACUACAGCAACUUUUGCAUCUGCAAUGCGCAAUAUUCUUCCAGCCUUUGCAUUCUUAAUGGCUUGGAUUUGCGGGCUUGAGAAGCUGUCAAUUAGGAGACUGCACAGCCAGGCAAAGAUAUUGGGGACCAUAGUCACAAUCGGGGGAGCAAUGCUUAUGACUCUGUUUUCGGGACCCAUGUUGAAAUCGCCAUGGACAAAUAGAAAUACCCACCAAAAAUCUACAAAUGCUGCAACUGAGCAAGAUCAUAUCAAGGGUGGUCUCAUGGUUAUAGCAGGUUCUGCCUGCUGGUCUGGUUUCAUCAUUCUCCAAAUGCCGAAAUUGUCUGGUGCCAGGAAGAGCCAAUGAAUUAACAUGGGUGCAUACAGUUAUGUUGCACCCCGCCUUUGCACUGCCGUGAAAGCGCUGGGCAGAGGAACUGUGGAGGACAUCAAGUACGCUGGCCGAGCUCUGCAGUUUUAGCUAGCAACCCACAGACCAACGUGGCAACAAUGAUGCUACAACCAGGCAUGGAAUCAGAUGUAGUAGGUAACAAUUUUGUGGAAGGGAUAUUAUUGGUUAUGGAGCUGAUCAUGAUUACAAAAUGCUAGUUCCUCACGUUAUUGGUUGAUGGCUAUGCUAAUCCAAUCAAAAUUCCCAAGAUAAUGGGGUCUCGAAAGUAAUCAUUAAUCAGAUGGAACAAGCGGAAGCCAUAUAUAUACAUCAGUCAGGAACAGUAAAUUAG
Messenger RNA from Carya illinoinensis, 1238 nucleotides. Its product is annotated as WAT1-related protein At2g39510-like. Gene Ontology annotation, molecular function: transmembrane transporter activity. The record is from RefSeq and is a predicted model, not a curated record. The coding region runs from base 212 to 862 and encodes 216 amino acids. Gene Ontology annotation, cellular component: plasma membrane. The transcript has 6 exons. Lineage: Eukaryota; Viridiplantae; Streptophyta; Magnoliopsida; Fagales; Juglandaceae.